AACAUCGCCAUGUUGACGAGCCGGUGCAUACGUUCGAUUUCCAAGCUCUCUUCCUCAGCGCGCCUAGUGCGCCAUGCCUCAAGACUUCAGCAAGGAAGCUGUAAAGAAGGGAUUAAUGUACAGAUUGGAUUAUUAGGAAGAUCGUCCACGGGUGGUCAGUGCUUAGCUGCACAAGGCAAGUUUGGCAAGCGCUUCACCAGGAGUAUUUAUGCGACAACAGUAGCAGCUGAUUUUGCCAGGAUACCAGAGAUGAUGGCUAACAGUCUAAUUGAAGCUGCUGGAGUUGAUGCUGGCGUAGCUGAUGAUGAUGACGAAAUGACGAGUUCGGUAAAGAAGGGGAAACAUAGAAGGAUCAAUUGUGGCUGGUGUAGCUGAUGACGAUGAUGAAAUGACAAGUUCAGUAGAGAAGGCGCAACACAGAUAGAUUAAUCAUGGUUAUUAACAAAGGAUAAAGUGACAGUGAAAUGUGAUGGGAAGCUUUGUCAAGCACUGUUUUAAAGUUUAGGUUCAUAAGGAAGACCCUGCACAAUUCUUUUGCCUAUCCUGAGAGCCUCAGCUUUCUUUUUAAUCUCAUUUUAUCAAACACUUUUUUUAGCCUUUGACGAAAGUAUGAGAAAGGAGUUUCUAAAUUUCCAAUGUAUGUUUAGACAGUUUAAGCUUGCUGAUAUAAAAAAAGGUGUUGCAUGUGUAGUAAUAUUUUCAAAACUCUGCCCUGAUAAGCAAUAAUAAAACAUGUCAUCUUGCUAAUUUAAUGGAAUUUACAUGAAACCAGAACUAGCUCAAGAGAUUGAACUCCACAGGCUUCAGGUGUUCUUUCCUGAAGAGCAAUAAAAUUUUAUAGUUUUCUGCUA
This is a messenger RNA of Pocillopora verrucosa, 851 nucleotides long. RefSeq lists its product as uncharacterized. The record is from RefSeq and is a predicted model, not a curated record. Lineage: Eukaryota; Metazoa; Cnidaria; Anthozoa; Scleractinia; Pocilloporidae.